Ostrea edulis (European flat oyster) is the source of this 2518-nucleotide messenger RNA. RefSeq lists its product as uncharacterized. The coding region runs from base 153 to 1730 and encodes 525 amino acids. Lineage: Eukaryota; Metazoa; Mollusca; Bivalvia; Ostreida; Ostreidae. The record is from RefSeq and is a predicted model, not a curated record. The transcript has 13 exons.
AAACGUGUAGGUGACCUAGACUAAGACUACGCGGAUGCACAUUCCCGCUGAUUUCAAAACUUGGUAUUGCCGUAAGGUUAGCAGCUGUGGAGUUAAUACUUGGCUAACAUUGACGUGAACAAGAAAAUAUAACACUUUACUUUUUAUGUGAAAUGGCACAUCAAAGUAACCGUCAGGAAAAAGGAAAACUGUACCCCAUUGCAAAGCUGACAUCUCGGCUAAAAACCUGGAAGAUUAAAGCAACAGCAGAAAUUGAAACAGAUGAAGAGGUGCAUAAAAAAUUUCGUAAUAAAAGAUGGGAAGGCAGAAAGUUUGCUGUUACUUUAAAAGAUGACUCCGGUGAAAUCGGAGCCAUUGCAUUCAGAUGUGCUUCAAAAUUUGAAUCUCAGAUUCAGAAUAACAAGGAGUACUACGUGUCUGGAGCUAAUAUAGAGAAAGUCAAGAAAGCAUUUCAGAGGAGGCACAAGUAUCAACUAGUCCUUGAAGAAGAUACAUUAUUUCAAGCUGUUGAGGAUGGGACAUCACUCCCUCAAGAUGCAUGUAGCAGUAGUACUGGUGCUGCAAGUGUAGGCAGCAGGAAGACUGCUACUUCUAGCCCGAGAAAAGUUCUGUUUCAGCCACUCCCAGUGAAUGAGGCUAAAAAUAUGCAGAAAUCCUCAGAAUAUUUUGACAUUUUAGGCCUCAUAAAGAAGUCAUCUGCCGCACAACCCAAAACCAACGGGAAAACUGGUAGGAGGUUCUACGCCAAGCAUGUUUGUUUGACUGACAAGACUGGAGAAGUGACGAUUAGUAUUUCUGCAAACAAAGUAAAGGAAUUAAAUUUGCUGAAAACAAAGAAGAUCAUUGGCGUUGUGGGCUGUUAUUGGGCAGCUAAUGGUGAAGAAAUUGUAUAUGCACACUCUGAGAAAGUAUAUUAUGAAGAAUGUGACAUACCAGAUGAUAUGGAAUCCAAAGUGAAAGAAUUAAGAGAAUGGUCGGAAGCAUACGUACACUGCAAGUCCAAGCCAUCAACCUCUAAAGAUUCAACUAGUCCAGGAAAAUCCCAGAAAAGGAAACAAAAUGAUGAACAGGAAGGAAAAAUUGUACAUGAUGGGCAAAGUUGUCAAUCUCCUUCACUGCAACGUGACGUGAAGCAACCCAGGAAGUCUCCUGAACAAAGUAGAAAUGAUGUUUCUCAUGAGAAGAGAGGCACCAAAAGGCCACAUGAAGAACAGGAACAUGGUUCAAAAAAGCAAAAAUUGAAUUUUAAGAAGUUUGAAGAAUUAACAAAGAUUGGAAGAAAUGCUUUCCAGUUCUACUUUGACACUGUGUUCCCAACACAAGACUUCAGUAAAUUUUUGAUUGACAAUAAGGACACUAUGCAGUUUGGACGGGGUGGAUCUAAGUUUACAGAAGAGGAAAUGAAUGUCCUCUUCCCAGGGAAGAACUCAACUGCAACAUCUUCUAAAUUAGAUGUGACAGUAAUGUACAGACUGGUGAGGAAUUAUGGAGUUGAUAUCCCAUCUCCGACUAAGGGUUGGGGGAAGAAACCAGAUAUCUGUAAGAAGGAAAUUGGAGACGACCUAGAGAGAAUUCGAUCUUAUAGAAAUAAAGUAAAGCAUGCGACUGAAGAAACCGAUGUCAUGGAUGAAGAUGACUUUGAUAUUCAGUGGAAUGAUUUAAAGCAGGCAAUUGUGAGGCUUAGUGGUGGAAGGCUGAAGAAGGAGAUCAUGGACUUGCAGAGUAUCUAGAUAGCAGCUCAACUCACAAUGGCAAAGUUUUAGGUCAACACCCACUGUAAUGCAUGGUAAUUGAUUUGAACAGAAUGCUGGAAGAUUUCAUUAUUUAUCUUUUGUAUAGGAUAUUAAACUUGGGAGACAGUGAGGACGGAUUUGAAAUUGAAAUACCAGUUACAGUGUAUCUCAAAUAGUCACAAGAAAACUUAUUGUGCAAGCAUCGAUUCCAACCACAGCUUCUUGGAAACCAUCAAAACUAUGUAAAGCAAACCAUAUAGAAACCUUAUACAGCAUUAUUGCACGGGUCAGCAGUCAACUGCUGUACAUCGUUAUCAAUUUAUUUAUUAGUUGAAUAGCUUGUAAUGACAUAGUGCAUACAUUACAAAUAAUCUUUAUGUUGUUACAUAUGCCAUUCAAUCAUACAUGUAUGUUCAAUCCUGCCUUUAAAAUUUGUAGUUGUAUCCUGGCUAAAAUCUCAUUUUAAAAACUCCAGGACUUGGAUGGUAUUAUUAGUGCAUGCAUGUACAUUGUUUCCAUAUACUGUAUGUGUGAUUCUUAGAGCAGCAAGGGAUAGCCCCUCUUUAUUCGUUUGGGGGGUAUAUUGGAAUCACCGUGUCCGUCUAUAGACAUGAUUUUGUCCGGGCAUGUUCUAAGAAACUAGUGCAUGGAUAUUUCUGAAAAUAUGUAGUCAUUACCCACCAUAUGAAAAUGUGCACCUGGUGUUAUCAUAUUGAUUGGACAUUUUUUCUUCAAGUUACAGACUUUUUUCUAAUUAUGGACUUAGUCAUUUUUUAAAACGAAAA